Panicum virgatum (switchgrass) is the source of this 879-nucleotide messenger RNA. RefSeq names its product prefoldin subunit 6-like. The transcript is spliced from 5 exons. Gene Ontology annotation, cellular component: cytoplasm; prefoldin complex. Gene Ontology annotation, biological process: chaperone-mediated protein complex assembly; protein folding. Bases 99 to 491 code for a protein of 130 amino acids. The record is from RefSeq and is a predicted model, not a curated record. Gene Ontology annotation, molecular function: protein-folding chaperone binding. NCBI's taxonomy places the organism in Eukaryota, Viridiplantae, Streptophyta, Magnoliopsida, Poales, Poaceae.
GGCGACGAACGAAAGCCCAACCCACGCCCCACUCGUCCAGUCCUCCCCGAAGCCGGCGGCGGCGGCGGCGGCGGCGGCGGACGAAGCAGCGGCAGGCCAUGGCGUCGUCGUCGACCCCGGCGGCCGUCCGCGAGAUGCACAAGGAUCUCGAGGUCCAGGCUAACGCCCUCAGCAAGAUCCAAAAAGACAUCGCGAAGAACCACCAGGUCCGCAAGCAGUACACCAUCCAGGUCGGCGAGAACGAGCUCGUCCUCAAGGAGUUGGAGCUGCUGAAUGAUGGGGCGAACGUGUACAAGCUCAUUGGACCGGUGCUCGUCAAGCAGGACCUUGCGGAGGCCAAGGCCAACGUCAAGAAGCGCAUCGAGUACAUCUCGGCAGAGCUGAAGCGGAUGGAUCGGGCGCUGAAGGAUUUGGAAGACAAGCAGAACAGCAAGAAGGAAUCGAUAUUCAAGUUGCAACAGAGGAUGCAGGCUGUACAAGCUAAGGCUUAGACACCUGCUUGCUGAAUGCAACUAGUCCAAGGCCUUCCUGCAACCACCCAUCCCAAUAGCAUCCGCUUUUUUUUGUGUGGAAUUAGGUGUCCAGUGUUCUGGUCUCUGAAAAGAAAGAUUGGUUGCGCCUGUAUUCAGGAUGUCCAGUGUUUAUGUGAGAUUCAAUCGUUCUUGACGUCUCUGUAGCAAAGAAUGUUAUCUGGAUGCUCUGAUGUAAAAGUCGGUCACUAGGUUGAAGGUGUAUGGUAAGCUUGUAGUGGUUUCUUUGGUUGAGCUUAUUGGUACACCAUUGCAUCUUGUGUCAUUUUUCCUUCUCUGUACUGGAUGCUUCUGAAAGAGGAAUGUUAGUCAAGGUAUAAUUAAGUUGCACGAUCGUUCACCCGCUUAA